ACAUAGCACCGAUGAACAAAUACAUGACGUCGCGUUGUCUGAUAGACCAAAUUGUAUGUGAAUGUAAAAUAUUUUUGUGACAAAAUAUAUUUGCUAAUUUUUAGUGAUGAAAUAUACUUCAUAUUUUUUUAAAUUUUAUAUGUUUUAAAACAUCUUGUAUAUUACAGUGAGUGCGUUUAGUGCAUAUUUGUCAUUGAUACCUUAACUAAUAAUUACGAAUAAUUUACGUGUGCAUAUUUAUUUUCUUCGGUUUGGUUUUUAUUACCAUGACACAUAUUAGUUGGCUUUAAUUAUUACAAAUAUCAUGUAGUGCGUAAAAGGGGCCAUUUACACAAGCAAGAACACUUUAUAAAAAAAAGUGUGAAGCAUAAUGAGUGACGUUCAUUUAGAAGAUUUAUUCUACGAAUGUGAUCGAAAUGGCGAAGGGAAAAUUGGUCCAGAAGAGUUUCAAGAAUUAUGCGCCAAAUUUGAUAUUGAACCCAGCGAUUCGGAUGUGAUAUUUACAGAUUUGGAUCGCGACGGCGACGGACAAAUAUGCUUGGAGGACUUUGCGUGGGGAUUUCGUGAUUUUUUAUCUCCUGAUAAACAAAACAAACAAAAUGAAUAUAUACAUCAUGGGCAAUUGGAAAAGAGAAAUUCACAAGCCUGGUCAAAUUUUGUAGCUGUUAUCGGAGAGCCAGCUUUAAAAAAAUUAUUCCAUACGAGUGGAAAAAAAUUAGCGGAUUUGUACAUGGAAAUUCAGAAUUGUAGUCCAUCAUCAGAACUAAUAACGCAUUUUGAGGGAGCUUUGAGUUCAUUAAUGGAAGAUGUAAAACGAUUACACGAAGAUAAUGAAAAGCUUGAAAAUAUGUUUAAUCGUGAGCGUCAAAUACAUCUAACAAGACUGCGGGGCUUAGAAGAAGAAAUAGAUGCGCAAGUUGCAAAAGUUGAAGCUCAAGCUAGAGACGAGGCAAGAGAACAAUUUGAAUUUGAAAAAAAAGAAUUAAUGAAAAAAAUGGAAGCCGAAACAAUAGAAUUAAAAACACAUUUGAAAUUGUUUCAGAAGGUGAACACUGUGUUAAGCCAAAAAAAAGCGGACAAAAACGAUUUGGACGAGACCAUAGAAGAGUCAAGAGAACUUAGACGUAAAUUAAUUGAUACCCAAACUAAUUUGGCAGUGGUUCGUACGGAAAUGGAAAAACUUAGAUCCGAAUAUGAAAUUAAAUGUGAGGAGUUUAACAACAAAACACAAGUAAGUAUCGAUCCUUUGGAAGAACAAAGUGGAGCACAAUAUACUAUAAAACGACUAAUGGAUGAUAUUGACAGCGGACGGUCUACUCUUAUGGAAUCAAAUAAUUAUUAUCAAAGAGAUCUACAAGAUGAACUCUCAAGUGCAUCUUCAAUCAAUGCACCUUAUCAUUCAGCAAAAACGAUAGAAUAUGAAGAAAUGAGUUUAUCUGGUCGUGAUUCACAAAAUAUGAUGCAAUUUCAUACACCAGCUAGUGCAAUGAGUAUAAGUAGUUAUGAUAUGAUGGGUAAUGAUCCAGAAAGAACAUAUAAAAUUGUAUUCGCCGGUGACGCAGCUGUUGGAAAAACAUGUUUCAUACAUCGUUUUUGUAAAGGCACCUUCUCCACAAAACUUGGAUCUACUUUAGGUGUUGACUUUCAAGUGAAAACAAUUAGAGUUGAUGAUAGAAGUGUAGCAUUACAGUUAUGGGAUACAGCUGGACAAGAGAGAUUUCGUUCCAUUACAAAAGCGUAUUUUCGAAGAGCAGAUGGAGUCGUUUUACUUUAUGAUGUAACGAAUGAAAAAUCUUUUAUCAAUAUUCGUCAAUGGGUUUUAUCGAUCACGGAAGUAUCUGAUAAACAGUUACCGAUUUGUAUUUGCGGUAACAAACUGGAUUUAAGGCGUGAGGCAGAGUUGCAAGGAUUGACUUGCGUGUCCACAAAUCAUGGUGAACUUUUGGCAAAGGAUUACGAUGCAGCAUUUUUCGAAACUAGUUCCAAACUAGGAACAAACAUUAACAAUGCAUUGAUUACGCUAUGCAGAGAAAUGUUGAUUAGAGAAGAUGUUGACAUUCAAACGUCUGCUUUAUACAUCGCAGAACAAAAACCUAGAUUUAACCCGGGUUGCUGUUAAUAAUUACACAUAUUUAUUUACCUUAAAAAUCUACAAUUAUAUUAUUUAAAUAAUAAAACAUAAA
Messenger RNA from Melanaphis sacchari, 2183 nucleotides. RefSeq names its product ras and EF-hand domain-containing protein homolog. Gene Ontology annotation, molecular function: GTP binding; GTPase activity; calcium ion binding. The coding region runs from base 371 to 2119 and encodes 582 amino acids. The transcript is spliced from 11 exons. NCBI's taxonomy places the organism in Eukaryota, Metazoa, Arthropoda, Insecta, Hemiptera, Aphididae. The record is from RefSeq and is a predicted model, not a curated record.